AUGAACCCCUCUGAGUUUCAUGGCUCCAAAGUGGAAAAGGAUCCUAAAGAAUUUGUGGAAGAGGUUUAUAAAGUACUUGAUAUCAUGGGGGUGACUUCGGUAGAGAAAGAAGAGUUAGCCGCUUAUCAAUUGAAAGGUGUUGCUCAAGGAUGGUAUAAUCAAUUGAAGAAUGGUAGGCCGGUAGGAGCGGGUCCCGUAGAGGGGGAAACAUUUAAAUCGGCGUUCCUUAAUAGGUUCUUUCCUCGAGAGUUGAGGGAAACUAAGGUGGAAGAGUUCAUUAACCUUCGUCAAGGAGGAGGUCUUCGUAGCGGUGGUAAUGGUGGUGGUGGCGGAGGUGGUGGAGGUAGUGAUGUUAGACUUGGUGUUAGAUUUGGAUUUGGCGAGGGUCAUGGAUCGGGUGAAAAUGAUGGAUUUGGCCAAAUUGUAGGGGACCUAAUUGGUGGUGGCGACGGUGGUGGUGGUGGAGGAGGUAGUGAUGGUGGAUCUGGUUUUGGUAUUGGGUAUGGUGAGGGUCACGAAUCCGGUGUAAACGAUGGUGGUGGAUGA
Solanum verrucosum is the source of this 546-nucleotide messenger RNA. Its product is annotated as glycine-rich cell wall structural protein 1-like. The transcript has 2 exons. Bases 1 to 546 code for a protein of 181 amino acids. The record is from RefSeq and is a predicted model, not a curated record. NCBI's taxonomy places the organism in Eukaryota, Viridiplantae, Streptophyta, Magnoliopsida, Solanales, Solanaceae.